AUGUAUCAUACUCCAGUUGUUGUCGUGGCCCUUGUCUGUUCGCUGCUCCUCGCGUGUCCUGCCCACGGUGGCAUUCUGUUUGCCGGAGUGUCCAACAGCUCGUCGACGACGUCGUCGUCGCUGGUGGUCAUCGAGCCUGACACGGGUGAUAUCGACUCGGCGUGCGACAUUCCUGGUCUCCCCUUUGCUGGCCUUGUUCCUGGCGCGUACUCGACCGAACUGGCGUAUGUGAGCUUCAACCAUGAGCUCGCGCUGGUGGAGAUCACCUCAUCGGGCACCUGCACUGGAUCGACCACGACCCGCUUUACCCCGCCCGACAACGUGGUUCUUGUCUCGGAGCCGGCUAGCGGUGGCGGCCCGGGAUCGUACCUGGCUAUCGAUGGCAAGAACAUGACCUUUGGCACCGUCGAUCUCUCGGAUGGCACCAUCGGCGCCUCUGGAUCCAUGCCUGUCUUUGCUGGGCAGGGCAUCGUCUCUUCGACGUGGGACUCGGCGAACAACGUUUUCAUUCUCUCCGAUGGCACCAACAUGUACCGUGGCGGCUACCCGUCACGCAUUUACUCGCCUGAUCAGGACAUGUUCAUCACCUCGCUGGUCUUCAACUGGCGCAACAACGGAUACUACGGCGUCGUCAUGGCCACCGAGUCGACCAACGCCUACGUCGCCAAGUUCUCACUCUCAAACCCUCUCAAGGUCACCAAGGUCGUCGAGCUCACCGAGAUUGACUACGGAUACGGCUGCUCCGCCGAUGCCACCUACGACAUUGCCUCUGGCAACAUGUACCUUGUGUGCACCGACCCGAACAAGACCCUGUACGCCGUCUCGCUCUCGUCCGCGACCUACACCCGUACCCAGCUCUCUGACCAGACCAUUGAUCUCCGGUUCUUGGUCUCUGUCAGCUAAUCUGAUGUGUUGACGACAUGAACACGCACCUUUCUCUCCUGA
Molecule: messenger RNA, 945 nt
Organism: Thecamonas trahens ATCC 50062
Lineage: Eukaryota; Apusomonadida; Apusomonadidae
Exons: 1
Coding region: 1-903 (300 amino acids)
Source: RefSeq, a predicted model, not a curated record